AUCAUGCCAAAGCUAGCCACACAAUAUACCCCAGAGACCUUCAAGGUCUUACUCAAGAAGCUGGUUCAAACACCGGACGAGUUCACCCCGGAAGAUUGCGCGGAAUGUUUCGAACAUCUAUGCGUCGAAGGAGCGGCCGAGGCGCAGGUUGGAGCUUUUCUCACCGCUCUCACAUUAUCGGGUCUUGAUUCUUCACCUGAAAUCGUCGCUUCCUGCGCAUCCGUCCUCCGAUCUCAUGCCGUUCGUCUACCCGAUCUCUCUGUCUCCCCUCGUUCCCCUUCAGAAACCGAGCCAACUGUGGAUCAAUGGGAUUACUCCAAGACUGACCCCCUCGGUGAUGGUUAUACCGGUACGGUGGACAUGGUCGGUACAGGAGGAGAUGGUUGGGACACUUUCAACGUUUCGACCACAGCUUCCGUCGUCGUUGCUGGUUGUGGAAUCCGAGUGACCAAACAUGGUUCUAAAGCUGCUACUUCAUCAUCUGGAGCAGCGGAUCUUCUACUUUCUCUCGAUUGUCGAUUAUCUUUCCCAGUAGAUAAGAUUAAAGGAUUCUUACCUACUUCACCAUUCUUGUUCUUGUUCGCACCUCAUUAUCACCCCGCUUUAGCACAUAUAGCUCCCAUUCGCCGAAGCUUGAAUUUCAGGACAAUUUUCAACGUAUUGGGACCACUCAUAAAUCCUGCAAGGCCUAGAAGGAUGGUGUUGGGUGUGGCGAGGAAAGAAUUGGGUGAUACAUUUGCGGAAGUUUUGAAAUUGUUAGGUGUUGAAAGAGCUUUGGUCGUUUGUGGUAAAGAAGGAUUGGAUGAGAUAAGUCCUGCUGCAGAAACUUGGACAUGGUGGUUAGAGAAUAAUCGAAUUACCACCUCCACUAUCCACCCUACAACAUCUUUCGGUCUCCCCCUUCACCCUUUAUCAGCCGUCCGAGGUUCCACACCUACUCUAAACUCUUCCACCUUCAUUUCUCUCCUCACUUCCUCCCCUCCUCCACCUCAUCUGUCCUCACCACCAGGGCCCGACUCACCUUCACUCGAAGCUAUACGCGAUUACGUACUUCUCAACGCCGCUGCUUUGUUGCAUAUAUCUGGUCGAGCGAAAGAUUGGAAAGAAGGUGUUCAAAUGGCCAGGGAGAGUAUAGAGAAUGGUUCAGCCAUGCGGGCGUUUGAGGGCUUUAGGGAUCGCAGUAAGCUUGCUAUGGGAGAAAGGGUAGGAUACAAAGCUGUUGAAGAUGAUGGAGGUGUUGCGGCUAAAGACGGGGAGGUGCAAAGUUGGCUCAAGGUGGAUCAUGGGCAUGUAGUCAGAUCAGAGUGAAGAAGAUCUUAGGAUGUUGAUGCAUUUACUUUAACAC
This is a messenger RNA of Tremella mesenterica DSM 1558, 1345 nucleotides long. RefSeq lists its product as uncharacterized. The coding region runs from base 4 to 1308 and encodes 434 amino acids. The transcript is spliced from 3 exons. Gene Ontology annotation, molecular function: anthranilate phosphoribosyltransferase activity. The record is from RefSeq and is a predicted model, not a curated record. Gene Ontology annotation, biological process: L-tryptophan biosynthetic process. Lineage: Eukaryota; Fungi; Basidiomycota; Tremellomycetes; Tremellales; Tremellaceae. Gene Ontology annotation, cellular component: cytosol.